AUGAAAGAGAGGGUGAUACGUGGCUCUGAGCCUGUGGACUGUAACUCCUUUAACUGCAAGCCAUUUGUUCCUUCACCUCUUUCCCCCACAACACCUGCAACUCCUUCACCACCAUCUCCUGGGACACCUUCGCCUCCAUCACCUGGAACACCUUCACCAGUAACUCCUUCGCCUCCAUCACCAGGGACACCUUCACCUUCACCUGUAACUCCUUCACCACCAUCUUCUGGGACACCACCUGUAACUCCUUCGCCUCCAUCACCUGGAACACCUUCACCAGGAACUCCUUCGCCUCCAUCACCUGGGACACCUUUACCUGUAACUCCUUCGCCACCAUCUCCUGGGUCACCCUCACCUGUAACUCCUUCGCCUCCAUCACCUGGGACACCUUCACCCGUAAAUCCUUCGCCGUUACCUUCACCUACAACACCUUCGCCUCCUUCACCUGCCGCACCUUCCCCAUUACCUUCACCACUACCUACACCUCCUUCGGAACCACCCGGUGGUGGGACAUUCCCCUCCACCCCGGCCAGUGGCACCUUCUCCACUACCACCAAUUCACACUCCUCCUUCACCGGUGUAUUUGCCACCACCACAUUCUUCCCCUGCUCCACCUGGCUACUCUUCACAACCUCCUCCACCUUCGCAAUUGCCGCCUCCAUCAUACACUCCGCCUUCUCCAGUGACACCUUUUCCUACUCCAACGCCACCCAAUGGUGUCCACUCUCCACCGCCUCGUAGACGGGGUCCCGCAGACGCGCCUCGGCCUCGUAGGCGAGGGACUUAACCACGUCCUCGCGCUGCGCCGCGUUGAGUUCGUUGAGAAGCUUUGCGACGUUGCUGGCACCGAAGACCUUGUGCACGUAGGCAAAGCGCUGUGGGUUGUCCGGCGGAAAAUACGGCGCGAAGACGCACUCCUGCGUGCACUUCCGGCGCUGAAUCUUGCACGCGGCGCAGGGGGAAUUGGACGACGACAAAGAAGAGGACAUUAUUCUCCUUACUAUAAUAAGAGGACAUUAUUCUCCUUACUAUCAUUAUUCUCCACGCACUUCACCUCUUUUUUUUUAUCAUUUCAAUUUUCUUUUUUUUUCAUUAAUUCAUUUAUUUCUUAUUAUUUUAUGUCAUUUCUUUUUAGAAAUAUUCUUUACUAAAUCCUAAACUUGAUGUAGAAUUUUUUUAUUAUGUGAUUGAUUGUGUCAAUGGGGUGAUUUUGGUUGGAAGCAUGUUUUCAAUAGUCAACUAAGAGCAAUUACUGCGCUUUUAAUAUUGAAUGCAAAUAAAAGCUUAUUAAAAUCAACUCUGACAAUUUAAAAUUUUAAUUCUCGUAUUCUUAUUGACUUGAAUUAAUUCUCUUUCCUUAUUGACUUGAAUUAUUAUGAAUAUUGCAGUCGAGAAAUAAGAAUGGCAGAAAAAGAGUAGGUCGCAGAGCAAAUGUAUGUAUAGGGAUGAAUGGGAGAGCAUAAGUUAUGGCUGCAAAGGCAGUUGCAUUGCAGUUGCACUUUGUGCUGCCGCUGAUGGUUACUAGUGUAUCGUUAUUGUCUCUAUUAUAUCACACUACUUUUAUUUAUUUA
Molecule: messenger RNA, 1571 nt
Organism: Vigna angularis (adzuki bean)
Lineage: Eukaryota; Viridiplantae; Streptophyta; Magnoliopsida; Fabales; Fabaceae
Product: vegetative cell wall protein gp1-like
Exons: 2
Coding region: 1-741 (246 amino acids)
Source: RefSeq, a predicted model, not a curated record